GGCGGGGGCGGGGGCGGGGGCGGAAGGCGCCCCCAAGGGCUCGGGGACCCGAGGGCCCGGGGCCAGCGGGCUCAGGAACCGCGCAGGCGGUCGCAGCUCCUCCCGCCCGGCCCGCGACUGGGGACCCCGGUUCCGACGCAGCGGGGACCUGAUGAUUUUCUCGGUUCACCGCCGAGCCCCUGGAAUCGAAUGGGACGUGCAAAGGCAGGGCCCUGCCCCCAGGGGUUGCAAUCUCAGCCUCUCACUCCUCCAAGCAGUUAGGGCUGCCUCUGUCGGUGCAGCACAACCGCCCGCCUCAGCCGCUGCCCUGCAGGGUGCACAGUAAAGGCACCCGCGGUUUUAGUCUGUCCACGACUCCGCUUGAUAAGUCCUCCUCUGCUGUCGGUCUUGAGGAGGAGGAGAUGGAGGACUCAGAACCAAGAAUUUCCAAGUGAUUUCUUCCAAAGCAUAAGAAACUGUUAGUGCUGGUGUGUUCUCACUGAGAUUGAAAAAUAUUUUCCAAGUCCUGAUCUCGAAAUACGAUCUGUUCGGGUGAAGGGUGUGCAUGUGUGAGAAGAAUGACCACAUUCUGCCACUGUCUGGAGGUGGGCAUAGGAAACACCCCUGCCUUUCUGUCACAGACAUCGCCCUCCUGAACUUAACCUAUUUUAUUUAUUUGAGAGAAAGCACAAGCAGAGGGAGCAGCAGAGGGAGAAGCAAGGUCCCCCGCUGAGCAGGGAGCCUGAUGCAGGACUCUAUCCCAGCACUCUGCAAUCAUGACCUGAGCUGAAGGCAGACGCCUAACCUACUGAGCCACCCAGGAACCCCUCAAUACCUAUUUCCUAUGGGAGCCCCUGUGUUGCACUCAGUAAUUGAUGACAGUCAUGUCCCUUUCCAGGGACCUCAAGGACGACUUGCACAGUGACACAGUUCUCUCCAUCUUAAAUGAGCAGCGCAUUCGGGGCAUUUUAUGUGAUGUCACCAUUAUUGUGGAAGACACCAAAUUUAAAGCCCACAGCAAUGUCCUAGCUGCUUCAAGCCUUUAUUUCAAAAAUAUCUUUUGGAGCCAUACAAUCUGUAUCUCCAGCCAUGUCCUGGAACUGGAUGAUCUCAAAGCUGAAGUGUUUACAGAAAUUCUUAAUUAUAUCUACAGCUCCACAGUUGUCGUCAAGAGACAGGAAACAGUCACCGAUCUUGCAGCUGCAGGAAAGAAGCUAGGAAUAUCCUUCUUGGAGGAUCUUACUGAUCGCAACUUCUCAAAUUCCCCUGGUCCCUAUGUAUUUUGCAUUACUGAAAAAGGAGUGGUUAAAGAAGAAAAAAAUGAAAAAAGGCAUGAAGAACCUGCGAUCACCAAUGGGCCAAGGAUCACAAAUGCAUUUUCCAUCAUCGAAACAGAAAAUAGUAAUAACAUGUUUUCUCCACUGGACUUGAGGGCUAGCUUUAAAAAGGUCUCCGACUCCAUGAGAAGCACUAGCCUUUGCCUGGAGAGGACUGACGUGUGCCACGAGGCAGAGCCCGUCCGCACCCUAGCUGAGCACUCGUACGCCGUUUCUUCCGUGGCCGAGGCCUACAGAAAUCCGCCUGUACGUGAGCAUGACAGCAGUUCCCCUGCUAAGACAGGUAAAGAAAAUGGUGAAGCUCUUGCAGGAAAGCCGAAAACAUGCCGGAAGCCAAAGACAGUCUCCAUACCCCAGGAUUCUGAGUCAGCUGCAGAAAACACACCACCCCCUCCAGUAGCCAGCUUAGAGGUUAAUCAAGAAAGAAGUCCACAGCCAGCUGCAAUUCUUCCUCCUUCCAAAUCUAACAACGAAGGAGAUGGCCGUUUUUCCAAGGAAGAUGAAAAUAAGUCCUCUGACAUGCCUGGGCCACCGGCUGUGGAGGUCCCACCUCUCGUUUACAAUUGCAGCUGUUGUUCCAAAUCCUUUGACAGUAGCACUUUGCUCAGUGCCCACAUGCAGCUUCACAAGCCGACCCAGGAGCCGUUAGUGUGCAAAUACUGCAACAAGCAGUUCAGCACUCUGAACAGACUGGAUCGGCACGAGCAGAUUUGUAUGAGGUCAAGCCACAUGCCGGUUCCUGGGGGAAAUCAACGCUUUCUAGAAAACUAUCCUACCAUUGGACAGAAUGGAAGUUCAUUCACAGGUCCAGAACCCCUAUUAUCUGAAAAUAGGAUUGGUGAAUUUUCCGGUCCUGGAAGUACCUUGCCAGAAACGGACCACAUGGUUAAAUUUGUUAACGGGCAAAUGCUCUACAGUUGUGUUGUAUGCAAACGUAGUUAUGUGACUUUAUCCAGCCUCCGAAGACAUGCAAACGUUCACUCCUGGAGAAGAACAUAUCCUUGUCAUUACUGCAACAAAGUAUUUGCAUUGGCGGAGUACAGGACAAGACAUGAAAUUUGGCACACGGGAGAAAGGCGCUAUCAGUGCAUUUUCUGCCUUGAAACUUUCAUGACCUACUAUAUUCUCAAAAACCAUCAGAAGUCUUUCCAUGCCAUAGAUCACAGACUUUCCAUCAGUAAAAAAACAGCAAAUGGAGGCCUGAAGCCUAGUGUCUAUCCAUAUAAACUUUACAGGCUACUGCCUAUGAAAUGCAAGAGGGCUCCUUAUAAAAGCUACCGAAACUCUUCCUAUGAAAAUGCCCGGGAAAACAGUCAGAUGAACGAGUCUGCACCUGGUCCCUAUGUGAUUCAGAACACACACAGCUCCGAGUUACCGACCUUGAGUUUCCAAGACCGCAUCAACACCUUGACCCACGGUCCGGCCGUCCCCUUGGAAACAUCUGUACGUCAGGAGGUCCCGGCUUCUGCCAAUGCACAGAGCACAGAGGGGACCAAAUGGGGAGAGGAGGCACUGAAAGUUGAUCUGGACAAUAACUUUUAUUCCACGGAGGUGUCCGUUUCUUCCACUGAAAACGCGGUGAGCUCCAACCUGCCGGUAGGGGACGGGCCUAUUUCAUCUCUGAGUAACAGCAGUGAGAACGCGGCCUCUGUGAUCAGCUACAGCGGCUCGGCUCCGUCGGUCAUCGUGCACAGUAGCCAGUUCUCAUCAGUGAUCAUGCACAGCAACGCCGUUGCUGCCAUGAGCAGCAGCAGCCACAGAGCCCCCGCGGACCCAGCUGCCAGCCAGGCCCUGAAGGAUGACCGCAGACUCGAGCCCGAUAAAGCCGGCAGAGCUGUCAGCCGACCCAAAAGCGUUAAGGAGAAAAAGAAAACCGUGCCGUGUAACAAGGCAGAAGUAGCCGAGGAGCCAAAGUACAGUGCUGAUCCCGGAGGGUCGUUGAGCAAAACCACAAGCAUGAAAGAAACCAGUAAAAUUGAGACUUACAUUGCAAAGCCCGCUCUGCCUGGAACCUCCACGAAUAGCAACGUCGCGCCCCUCUGCCAAAUAACCGUAAAAAUCGGCAACGAAGCCAUCGUGAAAAGGCAUAUCCUGGGAUCUAAGCUGUUCUACAAAAGAGGAAGAAGACCCAAGUAUCAGAUGGAGGAGGAGGCUUUGCCCCAAGAGAGCGACCCAGAAACCAACAGAGACAGCCCGCUUGGGCUCUGCCAGUCCGAGUGUGUGGAAAUGAAUGAAAUGUUCGAUGAUGCCAGUGACCAGGAUUCCACGGACAAGCCGUGGCGUCCUUACUACAACUACAAACCCAAAAAGAAGUCCAGACAGCUGAGAAAAAUGAGGAAAGUCAACUGGAAGAAGGAACACGAGAACAGGAGCCCAAGCACUCAGUGCAGAUACCCGGCAGAACCGGACCGUGCCGUGGCCAAGGCCCCGCAGGAGAAGGCCUUUGAGGAAGAAGAAAACAAGGAGAUGCCCAAGUUGCAGUGUGAACUCUGUGAUGGGGACAAAGCCUCGGGGGCUGGCAGCCAAGGAAGGCCCCACCGGCACCUCACCGCCAGGCCUUACGCCUGCGAGCUCUGCGCCAAGCAGUUCCAGAGCCCUUCCACCCUCAAGAUGCACAUGAGGUGCCAUACCGGGGAGAAGCCCUACCCGUGCAAAACCUGCGGGCGGCGCUUUUCGGUGCAGGGCAACUUGCAGAAACACGAACGCAUCCACCUGGGCGUGAAGGAGUUCAUCUGUCAGUACUGCAACAAGGCGUUCACCUUGAACGAGACCCUCAAAAUCCAUGAGAGGAUCCACACCGGCGAAAAGCGUUACCACUGUCAGUUCUGCUUUCAGAGUUUUUUGUACCUUUCCACAAAAAGGAAUCAUGAGCAGAGGCACAUUUGGGAGCAUGAUGGGAAGGGCUACGCCUGCUUCCAGUGCCCCAAAAUUUGCAAAACAGCCGCUGCCCUUGGAAUGCACCAGAAGAAACACUUGUUCAAAAGUCCAAGUCAGCGGGAGAAAGUAGAAGGUGACAUGUGCCAGGAAAACUCAAACCCCCUGGAGAACGCACAUGUUAAUGACUCGGAAGACAGUGACCAAAAGGAUAACAUACAAACCAUUGUUGAAAAUGUCCUUUGAGUGGCGAUACAUAGAAAAAUCUUCAAAAAUAUAAGUUGGCCGGUUUGUUGUUUUGGUUUUGUUUUUUUGUGUUUUUUUGUUUUUGUUUUUGUUUUUGUUUUUUUUAGUUAGCUGUUUUCUCUUGUUGUUUUUAAGUUAGUUUUGUUCACACAGCAGUGAUGAAGGAGUGAAAUGUAAAAGAAAAUCUCUUUUGUGAAAAUUCCAGAAAAAGGAUCCUAGUAUCUACUUUGGGUUUUAGCAUUAACUUCAUGCAAAGUGCACAAAAAUGAAAUAGCUGAAUCCUCCAGUAUCCCAAGUAUCUUGUGGAAGUUUAUGAAGUUCUUAGCUGUGGUAUUUCUGCCAGUGGGGGAAAAAAAAAAAAGUCGAACGUUAGCCUAAUUUAAAACUUUCUAGUAAGUGCUGAUAGGAACUGGCUGCUGAGCUGUCUUUAGUCACUGGAGAAAACGAGGGUCAGAUAUCAUGAAAACAUCAUCUUCGUAAAUAUGUUAGAGGGUAAAUGAGCUCUGACGGUCAUUUUUCCCAUCCAGCUUCUGCACUAUUAAAGAUUGUUUAAAUUAGUGGAUAUAUAUGAAAUAUUUAAUAUUAUAGCUGAAAAUAUGUGUGAAAUUAAGUAACCUAAGUAGGACAUUCAUUAUCUAGAACUACUUUUUCUGCAACACAAACCUUGUAAAAUACAUAUGUAAACCACUAUGACUUUUAACUGUCCACGUCCCCUGUAGAGAAUUAUAAUUGAUGAGCAAUAGAUCUGCAAAUAGUGAGGACUGAUGGAAAAAUCAGUAGAAAGCAUCUUGAAUCUGGUUUAAGAGCAUGUUGUGUGCUUUUAGAUGGAAUGCUGUUCCCUUGAAGUUAUGGCUGAGCUAUACUAGAACUGGUCUACUCCAGUCACAGAAAACAUAGGUCAUGCCUUAUCUAUGGGGGAGAGCCCUCCCAGAACUUUCCUGUGAUGACCUGUGCUGUAUAUUACUUUGCAGUGGCCUCACCUCAGAUAACAAAGAAGGGUCAAAUUCUUCUGAAACCCCCUGCAGUCUUCCAUCCAUCACAAGGCCAUGGAUGUGGAAGUCUGUUUCGGACAGACUUAGCCUCAAGGGUUUAAGUAAAACCUGACAACUCCCAAUUCCACUGAGGGAGUGUCUAGGAAAUUUAGUGCAAGCAUGCGUAUGGUGGUGAAUUCCCAGCCUCUGGAAAGUGACAGCCUAAUCCCUGUAAUCAUUAGCCUUCUUGGAGAUUAUGCAGCCCACAAGUGUACAUUAGUAUAAACCAAAAGGAUAUCAGAAAGAUACCUCCCACCUCACCCAUUAAUAACUUGAGUGGGCAAGAGGAAGUAGUGACCUUCCUUGCCUCCAGUGGUAGCUUUGUUUUUGGGGGGUGGGGUGUGGAGAUGGAAUGUGGAGUGAUAAGAUUGCAUCACUUACAGGACCCAGAUACAUCUCCCCAAAGCCAGAUGCCUCGUCUUCAUGUUUGCAGACAUCUAGCUCCCUUGCUAAAAACCCACUUAAGUUUUUUCAUGUUUUUUUUUUAUACUGACCCACACCAUCAAGCAUUGGCCUCAAAGUCCAGUUGCCCAGUAGGACAUUCCAUCACGUGGACUAGGUUCUGGGAAACUGGAACUCAUCAUUCUUAUGUUUAAACUGCCAGGAUAGGAGGGAGAGAGAAAACAUUCCUACCCUUUGAUCAGCAGUGUGAGCAGAAUCUGGAACCUGGUUUAAGGGUGACCUACAGCCACUCCUGUUCAUGGGAUUUGAUAGAUGGAAGCCCAAGGUUACCCAAAGUUGCAAGGUCACCAUUAUGAAGAAGUAGUUCAAAGGACUCCAGUUCCUCUCUCCAAGUAUUGUGAUAUCUCCAUGAAGAAGACUUCAUGUGGAUUUGGGUGGGCAAGAAGGCAUUUAAACACCCAGAGAAGGACAUGAUCAAAGCUGACCUUUUUAUACAGUAGUAUUUUGCUGUUACGUAACCCCAGUACUGCAUCUGCAUCUAGCUUUCGUUCAUCUACUUUCACUUACAUACAGUAUUAUAUAAUCGAGGAAAAUGGGAAAACACAAGCAAAUCCAACCUUACUUUAUACGUUGUAUAUAUGUAUACCUGCCCUGCUCACCUGGGUUCUUGUUAAAAAAAAAAAAAAGAGAUAGUCACAAAGGGCUUAUGAAAAUCCUUUCUGAAUUGAUAAUUACAAUAUUGAAUAGGCAAUUCUGUGAUCUACUAAUCUGUCUUCUUUCAAUUAGGAUCGUUAAUCAGAGAGAAUUACUGUGUAUUUCAGUCAUUUUGAUUUGAGGUAACUCUAUAAAACGAUCACCCGUAGUGACGUCUCCCAGCCCUCACAUGUGGGAAUUUUUUAAGUGGACUUGUAUGCUGAUGAUUCUAGACCAAAGUAAAUAUGGCAGAAUAUUUAUACAUGAAAAAAUAAUUUUGCAGAUAUUUUCUAUAAUUGUAUUAUCCGUUUAAAAUGUUGAUAGCUUGUGUUAGUUUCAGGGAGGGGUGUAUAUUUUGAUAAAAAAAAUACUUGACUUUGUAACUCUGUAUAUUCUAUACAAUUUAUAGCAGAGCCGUUUUAAGACAGCCUCAUCACCUUUUUCUGUUCAUUGUGAAGACUUUACCAUGAGUGACGUUGAAGUUUGCGUUGAGUACUUAACGACCAACUAGAACCACAGUAGGUGUGCGCAGUGAACAUACUGUAUGCCGUACAAGGUACAUUGUAAUUUGCCGUUCUAGCAUCUGUAUUUCAGUUAGAAGAUAUUAUUAAAUGCAGAUGUUAAGGGUUGGAAAAGCCUAAUUUUAUUUUUAGAAAUAACGAAUACAAAUUUGGUUUUGCUUGAUUAAAAUAGCUUAUUCCUAUGUUAA
Messenger RNA from Nyctereutes procyonoides (raccoon dog), 7271 nucleotides. It is a transcript of the gene ZBTB38, whose product is annotated as zinc finger and BTB domain containing 38. The record is from RefSeq and is a predicted model, not a curated record. NCBI's taxonomy places the organism in Eukaryota, Metazoa, Chordata, Mammalia, Carnivora, Canidae. Gene Ontology annotation, biological process: regulation of transcription by RNA polymerase II. Gene Ontology annotation, cellular component: nucleus. Bases 855 to 4436 code for a protein of 1193 amino acids. The transcript has 5 exons. Gene Ontology annotation, molecular function: DNA-binding transcription factor activity, RNA polymerase II-specific; RNA polymerase II cis-regulatory region sequence-specific DNA binding; protein binding.